This is a messenger RNA of Tupaia belangeri chinensis (Chinese tree shrew), 1707 nucleotides long. RefSeq names its product vomeronasal type-2 receptor 116-like. Lineage: Eukaryota; Metazoa; Chordata; Mammalia; Scandentia; Tupaiidae. The transcript is spliced from 5 exons. Gene Ontology annotation, cellular component: plasma membrane. Gene Ontology annotation, biological process: G protein-coupled receptor signaling pathway. Bases 1 to 1707 code for a protein of 568 amino acids. Gene Ontology annotation, molecular function: G protein-coupled receptor activity. The record is from RefSeq and is a predicted model, not a curated record.
AUGAUUCAAAAGCACAUCUGUGUAGCCUUCACAGAAAAGCUACCUUCCCCGCCAAAUAUCAAUACAUUCCAUAAUUUCAAUGAUAAGACCCAAAUCAGAGUUCCAUCUGUCAACGUGUAUAUAAUUCUUGGUGAUGAAAAAAGUGCCUGGAGCCUCGGUUUGGCAGAAAAAUUCUAUCUAAUUUUGGGAAAAGUGUGGAUUCUGAGAAAUCUCCACUCAUCACAGUGGAGAGAACUUAUUUCCGCUGUGGCUGAAAAGCCACACCUAUUUCAAGAAAUGCUAUUAUUCUCAAGCAAAGUAAAACAAAUCCCUGGCUUCAAACAAUUUAUCAAUACCAUUGAACCUUCCCAAUAUCCAGAAGACUUUUAUUUACAUGAAUUAUGGAUUUCUUCUUUAAAUUGUUCACGUGAUGGAUUACUAUGUGGCAAAAUUAAAGACUGCCCACCAAAUUCUUCCUUAGAGUUUAUGUUAUUUGAGGUCGACACAAUAACCAUGUCUGACUUCAGUGUUUUAACCUAUGACGCUGUGUACAUGGUAGCCCAAAUACUUGAUAUAAUGUUUUUUCAAGAAAUAGAAAUGAUAACUGCUGAAGAUGCAAAGGACCCAAUGCUUCUUUCCAGGCAGCUUCAUUUAUUUCUGAGGGAAAUCCACCUUAUGGACACUGAGUAUAACCUGUAUCUAGAUGAAAGAAAUAUGGCACAGUAUUGUAUCUACAACUUUGCAAGAUUUUCUGAUAAUAAUUUAACUCAUUUACUGCCAGUUAAAGUAGGAGACUUUGUCUACAGGAGCACCCAUGAUCAACACUUGGUAAUCAAUGAAGAGAUGAUAAAAUGGCCUGCUAGCUUCAAAGAGACUCCUAAAUCUGUGUGUAGCCAGAGCUGUGGUCCUGGAUUCCAGAAAAUUCUCCAGAAAGGAAGACCUAUCUGUUGCUUUCUUUGUGUUCCCUGCAAAGAGCAAGACAUUUCAAAUCAAACAGAUGCGGAACAGUGUAUCCACUGCCAGCCUCAACAAUACCCAAAUCUUAUCCCCCGCCAGCCUCAACAAUACCCAAAUCGUGAGAGGACACACUGUCUACCCAAGUCUGUGACAUUUCUGGCUUUUGCUGAUUAUUUAGGAAUGUCCAUGGUCUGCAUGGCUCUGUGUUUCUCUGUGGUCACAGCUGCAGUUUUGGGGGUCUUCGUGAAGCAUCGACACACUCCCAUAGUCAAGGCCAAUAACCAGGCUCUCAGCUUCAUCCUGCUCAUCUCCCUCCUCUUGUGCUUCCUCUGCCCCUUACUCUACAUUAGCCAUCCUAACACAGUCACCUGCAUCCUCCAACAAGUCACAUUUGGCCUUGUGUUCACUGUGGCAGUUUCCACUAUUUUGGCCAAAACCAUUACUGUGAUUCUGGCAUUCAAGGCAAUGAAGCCUGGAAGAACCAUGAGGCACCUGCUGCUAUCAGGGGCUUCUAACUCUGUCAUUCCUAUUUGCUCCCUGAUCCAAAUGAUUAUUUGUGGAGUCUGGCUGGUAAUCUCUCCUCCUUUCAUUGACAUAGACUCACACUCUGAACCCAGACACAUCAUCAUCAUGUGUAACAAGGGCUCAGUCACUGCCUUCUACUGUGUCCUGGGAUACCUGGGCUUCUUGGCCCUGGGGACAUUCACUGUGGCGUUCCUGGCCAGAAACCUGCCUGACACAUUCAAUGAAAAACUUCUUAAUCUGAAGUAA